AUGCAAGCAUUAUUAAGUGUUUAUAAUAAGAGUGGUGUUGUUGAUUUCGGUAAGAUUCUCGCUCAAGCUGGAUUCAAGAUCAUCUCGACUGGCGGUACUUCAAAGUCGUUGGUCGAUGCCGGUGUGCCAGUUGUACAGGUCUCUGAUAUCACAGAGUACCCAGAGAUGUUGGACGGUCGUGUAAAGACCUUGCAUCCACGUGUACACGGUGCUCUCCUCGCCAGAACCGACCUGCCAGAGCAUCAAGCCGAUCUCGCCAAACACAAUAUAAACCCAAUUCAAUUGGUUGCCGUCAAUCUCUACCCAUUCGUAGAGACCAUCUCAAAACCAUCGACCACAUUGGCCGAUGCAUUAGAAAACGUUGAUAUCGGUGGACAUACUCUUAUCAGAGCAUCAUCGAAAAACUUUAAACAUGUUAUUAUUGUUGUUGAUCCAAAUGAUUACAAGUGGAUCGGUGAAAGAAUCCAAAAGAGUGGAGUCGAUUCUAUUACUUUGGAGGAGAGAAGCAAGUUGGCAUUGAAAGCUUUCCAACAUGGUGCUCAAUAUGAUGCCGCCGUUAGCCAAUACUUGUCGACCGUCAGCCUGGAGGGUGGAAAGACAUUGGAGACUGCCACCGGUGAUAAGACCGUUGAAUUCCCACAAACCUUUGUACCAUUAUACGAGAAGAAGAACGAUUUGCGUUACGGUGAGAAUCCACAUCAGAAGGCUGCUCUCUACUCGCUGCCGGGUGUCGGUGGUAUUGCCAACGCCGAGUUGCUCCACGGUCCAGCUCUCUCCUACAACAAUAUUCUCGAUGGAGAUGCCGCGCUGAAGGCUGUCCGUGAAUUCAGUGGAACCGCCUGUUGUGUCAUCAAGCACACCAAUCCAUGCGGUCUCGCCAUGCAUGAGAAUCAAGCAGAGGCAUACGUUCGUGCCUUCAACGGAGAUCCCAAGUCGGCAUACGGUGGUAUUCUCGGAUUCAAUCGUACAUUGACUUUGGACGCUGCCAAAGCACUCAAGAGUGUCUUCUACGAGGUCAUCAUCGCACCAGACUACGAGAAAGAAGCUCUGGAGCUGUUGUCCAAGAAGGAGAAACUCAGAAUCCUCAGAAUUCCAGAGGCCGCCACCCAAGCCGCCUUUGCUCAACCCGACGUCAGAACUAUCACCGGUGGUGCACUCCUCCAACAACCAAACCCAAUUAUUAUUGGUGGUGUCGAUGAGGCCUGCAAGAACUGGAAGGUCGUCACUAAGGUCGCUCCAACCGCCGAGCAGAUGCGUGACCUCUUGUUUGCCUGGAGAGUCAGCAAGCACGUCAAAUCAAAUGCUAUCGUCGUCGCUCACGACAAUCAAAUCGUUGCCAUCGGUGCCGGUCAACCAAACCGUGUCCAAUCUCUACACAUCUGUGUCAGAGUCGGUGGUGACAAGGUCAAAGGAUCAGUUUUGGCUUCGGAUGCCUUCUUCCCAUUCGCAGACAGCAUUGACGCUGCCCACGAAGCUCAAGUCAGUUGUAUAGUCCAACCAGGUGGUAGUAUCAGAGAUCAAGAAGUAAUUGAUGCUGCCGACAAAUUUGGAAUUCCAAUGGUUUUCACUGGAAAUAGAAAUUUCCUUCAUUAA
Messenger RNA from Heterostelium album PN500, 1593 nucleotides. RefSeq names its product bifunctional phosphoribosylaminoimidazolecarboxamide formyltransferase/inosine monophosphate cyclohydrolase (gene purH). NCBI's taxonomy places the organism in Eukaryota, Evosea, Eumycetozoa, Acytosteliales, Acytosteliaceae. The coding region runs from base 1 to 1593 and encodes 530 amino acids. Gene Ontology annotation, biological process: 'de novo' IMP biosynthetic process. The transcript is spliced from 2 exons. Gene Ontology annotation, cellular component: cytosol. The record is from RefSeq and is a predicted model, not a curated record. Gene Ontology annotation, molecular function: IMP cyclohydrolase activity; phosphoribosylaminoimidazolecarboxamide formyltransferase activity.